AAAUGAGACUACUGGCUGGAUGAGGUGUCUCCGUAAGGGGGGAGAGAUGCCAUAUGGCUCUCCGAGAGGCUCUGGCAGAAGUGAUGGCUAGGCAGCAGGAGAAGCAGCAGGUUGAAACUCCAGAUGGAGGCUGGGGAUGGGUGGUGGUGGGGGCACUCUUUAUGGCCUCUGGACUGGUGUUUGGGCUUCUCCGCAGUCUGGGGGUUUUCUUUGUGGAGUUUAUGCAGUACUUUGAGGAAAGUGCACAGGCUGUUUCCUGGAUUACCUCCAUAGGAGUGGCCACACAGCAGUUAGUAAGUCCAGUAGGCACAGCUGCAUGUAAUGCAUAUGGAGCUCGUCCUGUUGUUAUGCUGGGAGGAUUGCUUUCGGGACUGGGACUCAUUCUUGCUUCUCAGUCUACAACACUCACACACCUUUAUCUCACCAUGGGAAUCAUUUCAGGUUUGGGCUGGGCUCUGGUUUUCACCCCCACAGUGGCCUCUGUGAUGCAGUAUUUCAGCACACGACGCUCUUUGGCAAUGGGUCUGGGCUUUACUGGUGUGGGGUUGUCCUCUUUUGCGUUCUCUCCACUCUUCCAGUACUUGGUUCAGGAGUAUGCAUGGCGUGGGGCACUCCUCAUACUUGGUGGUCUCAGCCUCAACUUGGUGGCUGCCGGUGCCCUCAUUCGACCACUCAGACCUUGUAAAGUUGUGGAAAAGACCAAAACCUCAAAAAAAUCUAAUGGCUGUAUGUCUUUCUUAUCCCGAAUCUGUGAGUACUUUGAGCUGUCACUGCUUUCACACCAAGGUUUUCUCACCUACAGUGUGGCUGUGACAUUCUUCAAUGCUGGAUACUUCAUUCCCUACGUCCACUUGGUGGCCCAUAGUCGGCUUUUGGGCUUCAGUGAGUUCCAGGCUGCUUUUGUAAUUUCCAGCACGGGUGCGACAGACAUUGUAGGGCGUGUGGUGUCCGGCUGGGCCUCAGACCUAAGGCGGGUACGUUCACUCCACCUUCUGGUUGUAUGGACAGCAUUAGUAGGAUUGUUCCUCCUGUUGCUGCCCCUCUGCUCAUUUGGAGGGAACUAUGCAGGGCUGUUGGUGGUCAGCCUUGGGUAUGGAUUUUGUGCUGGUGCCAUGACGCCAUUGGUGUUUGCUGUGGUGCCUGAGAUUGUGGGCAUGGAGCAUAUGGUGGGUGCGCUCGGACUUCUACAGCUUAUUGAAAGUGUAGGAGGCUUACUGGGGGCUCCUUUGUCAGGCUGGUUAAGGGACCUCACAGGUUCUUACACAUGUUCCUUUGUGGUAGCUGGUGGAUUUCUCAUCAUAGGGACUAUAAUAACAGCGACUCUUCCCAAUUUCUGCUCCUGCACAAAUUCCCCACCCCCAUCACCAAAGGACAAUGCAGAAAAUGGGUGCAUUGAAGAUCAGCUGCUGCAAAAAGCUUUAACUUCAGAGUCGGAUCAGGAGAAAUGAAAUUAUCUACAGGAUAUACAGUACACAACCCAGAUUCCAGAAACUCUGCUGUAUCGGAACCACACAACGGAACCCAAUUCAGAGACGGAAUACACUCUACAUGCAGACAGCACAGAGGAUGAUGCUAAAAGCUGACUGGUUGGAAAAGUGGUGUGGGCCAGCCACUGAAAACCCAGUGACUAAUACUAAUUCUAAACUAACACAUUUCAUUGGAAAAAUGAAUUAAAUGUGACAGAUUUUAAA
Molecule: messenger RNA, 1691 nt
Organism: Trichomycterus rosablanca
Lineage: Eukaryota; Metazoa; Chordata; Actinopteri; Siluriformes; Trichomycteridae
Gene: slc16a13
Product: solute carrier family 16 member 13
Exons: 6
Coding region: 54-1448 (464 amino acids)
Biological process (GO): monocarboxylic acid transport; transmembrane transport
Cellular component (GO): plasma membrane
Molecular function (GO): monocarboxylic acid transmembrane transporter activity
Source: RefSeq, a predicted model, not a curated record